GAAGAUUUAUAAAUAUAACUUGAAUAUCCUGUGAGAAAUUCUCUCAGGUUAGCUUGUGUGUAGCUAGCAUUAACAGUGAAGAUUAUGAAUAGGAAUUAAAACCUAAGUUUUUAGUGUUAGCAGUAAACAUUGUACACAUUUAUGGUAUGAGUUAAAAAUCAUCUCAGAAAUCUUGCCAGAGUUGGUCGUUUAAGCCAGUUAGCUAGUGUUAGCCGUGAAGAUUAUGAAGCAUUUAUGAGUAUAACUUAAACAACCUCAUAAAUCAUGUCAAGUUAGUUAAUAUUACCUAGCUGGUUAAUGUUAGCAGUAAAGUUCAUACACAUUUAUGAAUAUGACUUAAACAACCUCUUAAAUCAUGUCAGGUUAGUUAAUAUUACCUAGCUGGUUAAUGUUACCAGUAAAGUUCAUACACAUCUCAACACUUUGUCAGAGUAGGUGAUUUAAGAUAGCUAGUUAGUCUUCGCAGUGAAGAAAUCCUGUGAGGGUAAAUAAUGUUGGAUAGUUAUCUAGUUUUAGCAGAAAAUAUUAUGAAAAUUUUAUGACUUGAAAAUCCUCUGAGAAAUCCACACAGGUUAGAUGUUAGCUAGCUGGAUAAUGUUAGCGGUAAAGAUUUUAUAAAUUUAUGAAUAUGAUGUAAUCUUAGAAAUCCUGUUUAGGUUAAAUAUUGUAUGAUAGUUGGCUAGUUUUAGUUGAAGAUUAAGAAGAUUUUGAAUAUGGAUUAAAAAUUUCAGUCACUAGAUCAUUUAAGAUAGCUAGUGUUAGCAGUGAAGAAAUCCUGUCAGGUUACAUAAUGUUGGAUAGAUAGCUAGUUUUAGCAGUGAAGAUGUUAUACAUUUGUAAAUAUGAUUUAAAAAAUACUGAUUGGUCAAAUUUAGAUUAAUCUGGUCUAGUUAAUGUAGGCGGUAUAACAGCACACAUUUAUGAAUAUGAAAAUCUUCUCAGAAAUGUUGCCAGUUGGUUAUUUUUUUAAGAAUGCUAGCGUUAGCAGUGAGGAAAUCCUGUCAAGUUGAAUAGUUAGCUAAUUUUAUUAGAGGUUUAUGAACCAUUUAUGAACAUGACUUCAAUCAUCAUUCAAAAAUUUAUCUCGGAAAUACUGUAAGGUUGGUGUUAGUUGAAAAAAAAUAUAAAUAUUUCUGAAUAUGAUUAUAAAAUCUGUCGAGUGCAGCACCACGGCUACAGAUCCCACAGUGAAAAGGCAACGCUUGCUGCGCGCGCCCGCUCCCUGGCAUCGGCGGCGCGCACCGGCCACGCGCAGCAGUACACGCGCUCGUUCACGACAUGAAGUUUGUUAUCAGGAAAAGUUAAAUCACUGAAGCUGCGUCUUACACAAAAACACACAACACACACAAUGUCAACAGAUGUGGAGUGUCUGAGGCGAAGGUCCACGGUUGAUAGUUCAGAACUCCUGUGGGACCAUGAGCACAGAUUUCUUCGCCGUAGCUCCCAGUGUGACAGACUGUGUGUGGCCAGCAUUCAUCCCGAGAUGGUCGAUACUCCUUCACCCUGUGGCUCACACCAUAUCAUCCAUCACACGCCAAAAUGCCUCUCGGCUCACAGACUCUCCGUACAAUCACGCGGUACUGACGACGCCUGGCAGGAAGCGAGUCUGAGGACCACCAUCCGCGCCGAGAACGAAGUAGAGGCACACAAACUGGUCAAUAACUACAUGUUUGGUUUCAGAAAGUGGAAGAGUCAUGUUACAGAGCGUCCGAUCGAGGACAGAUCAGACCAGGUGAAGGAGUUAUACUCUGAGCAGAUCUUCAUCAAACCCUAUACAGGCUCGCUGAUCAGCUUUGGCAACGUCGCCUAUGCGCUUUUGUUUGGCUGGUGGAUCUCUUUAGCUUAUUUUCUUGUUAGCUUACUGAUGUUUUGCACCAUCAUUGCGAUUCCACAUGGGAAACUCUGUUUCAAGUUGUCAGGUUAUUUAUUGUGGCCCUUUGGGAAAGCGUUACAAAAGACUAGCAGUCUGGUACGGAAAUGCUGCGUUAAAUUCCCCCACUGUGAAGCAAUUCCAGAAGAAGCGGGUGAUGUGAAGGAAUCUCCGGAUAAUGUGAAGGAGUCCACACCUCUGAUGAGUUCCCCACCUGUCACUAAAGAUGGCCCACCUCCUCCUCCUCCUCAGAAGCGCUCUUACUGGUGUUGUGUGAGCACGUAUGUUUGGCUCGUGCUUGGUUACGUUCCUCUUGCUGUAAUCCACUCCCUGGCCUGCUUCCUCUCCUGGAUGAUGGUCUUCACCAUCCCUGUUGCUAAAAUGAACGGCAGGAUCCUCAGCAUCGUCCUCUUCCUGCCACCUGACGAGAUUCAGGUUCGACCGGUGAAGAACCCUCAAAAUUGUGAAACGAGGGUUCUCCUGUGCUGCUACCGUGCCUUUAACUGGUACUACUACAAGUACACAGUGGACGGUAUCAACGUCUUCGCCGUCAACCUGCUUUCCCUCGUCAUCAUCGCUCUGGUGAUUGGUUAUGUGGACCGUGAUAAUACUUUUGUUAGGUCUGAGGUGAAGUUUACCACAGCUGUGACCUCAAUCAUCCCCCUGUCUUACUACAUCGGCAUGGGUAUAGCCAGUAUCUCGGCUCAGAGUAACUUUGCAGUGGGAGCAGUAGUGAACGCCACGUUCGGUUCCAUCACUGAGAUGACCUUCUACAUCACCGCCCUGCUGCAAGGUCAUCGCAUCGGGAACAAAUGUUACGGAGAGAUCGUUAAAGCUGCUCUCACAGGGACCCUGCUCGGAUGCAUCCUCUUUAUUCCGGGUUUGUGUAUGAUCAUCGGGGGCUGCAAGCACCGCGAGCAGAGAUUCAACAGCCGAUCAGCCGGAGUCAGCUCUGCCCUGCUCUUCAUUUCAGUCGGAGGUGUUUUUGCUCCAACACUGUUCUCUAAAGCGUACGGGAACCUGGUGUGUGACAGCUGCAGUAAUCCGUCUGGUAACAUGACCGGACCCUUCAUCUGCACGGACUGCCACUAUGAUCUGAGUGAGAACAACCGCUCCUUGUUCCUGAGUCAUAUUGAGCCUCUGGUGUAUACGGUCUCCGUGCUUCUCCCUGCUGCGUAUCUCAUCGGUUUGAUCUUCACACUGAAGACGCACACACACAUCUACGACAUCCACGUCAGCGACGCACACUGCCAUGUGGCAAGUGACCAUGAUCCAGUGGUGCACUGGUCCAGAUGGAGGGCUUUGGUGGUCCUGAUCGUGGCCACGUUCCUGACAGCAGCCUGCGCAGACCUCACCACCGAGCACAUCAAACCCAUCAUCUGUCACUCCAGUGUCUCGCAGUACUUUAUUGGUGUUACUGUGCUGGCGAUGGUUCCUGAACUUCCCGAAAUAGUCAACGGGAUCCAGUUCGCCCUGCAGAAUAACAUUAGUUUGAGCCUGGAAGUCGGAAAUUGUAUCGCUGUGCAAGUCUGCAUGCUUCAGAUUCCACUAUUGAUCUUAUUCAAUGCUGUUUAUGACGUUGGAUUUGUUCUCAUAUUUAGCGACUUGCACCUGUGGGCGAGCAUCUUCAGUGUCAUCCUGGUCAAUUACAUCUUCAUGGAUGGAAAGUGUGACUAUUUCCAGGGAACGGCUCUGGUGGUUGUCUACCUCAUCCUCCUGGCGUUGUACUUCUUCGCUCCGUCUCCCCGUGGCUGCUGAUCAUCCAGAAGUUUUUCACCGCGUUGUAUUUUUCUCUCGUUUUCCAGAAGAGAGUUUUUGUUUGUACUUACACUAGUUCAUCUCCUUACUUCACCGUACUUCGGGUAUUUCAGGUGACACUUUUCCUUGUGGAAAUGUAAUCGUUUUUCGAAUCGUUGUGUGUAUGUGUAUUGCAGAUUUAUAUAUUAAUUGUGUCUGGAAAAAGAAUACAAUCCCACCUUUAGCUAUGUGUUAAGCACUUAAAGAGGAUAUUUCCUUAUUAGAUUCUAUCCUCUGUGGCAAUAAAUCUGUCACAAGAAAAAUGUUAUACUUAAACAUUCAUUUAAAAAAUACAAAAUAUUAAACUAUUCUUGAUGGAGGUUUAAGUGGGACAGGGGACUGUGUUGAGUAUCCUGUACCCCCGUGGUUCCCCUAAAUAUAACAUAAUGUUUGUGAAUCUGUGUGCGUGACUGGUGACAUGAUAAUCAUGAGUAGCUGAAUUUCACAGGAGCACUGACUAGGCCAGAACAGAAGUUCCACAAGUUCCAUUAAAAUUUAGAAUAAUAGGAUAACAAAAAUUGAUUAAGUAAAGAACAAAACAAUUGCAGGUGUGUUGUUAUAGGGAAAUAAUCAACAGUGGGGUGGUGUGAUCUGGCCGGGCACAAAAUGAAGUUCCUGCUACCACUCGAAGUUGAUUGUGAUGUGCUGUUAUUCAAAAACAAAGUGUUAUUGCUCUUGAAGUUACACACAUCAAAUUAGUUCCUGUUAUCACUUACAUUUUAGCAGCUAUAAAAAGUCAUUCUUUCACUUUUUCUUGAAGUCAGUAAGACAAACAUGUAGCUUGUUAGUGAGAAACCACAAAACACGUCAUCAUCUGUCCUGAAGAUUUUCCUGUCUCAGAAAACUUAGUUACAGCUUUGUCUUUGACUGAUACAAAGCGCUGACACUGGAGACUCCUUCCACUGCAGAUUAUGCGGACAGAUGCAGGGCUGUUUCUUGCUAUAAGCAGUCAC
Molecule: messenger RNA, 4620 nt
Organism: Pangasianodon hypophthalmus (striped catfish)
Lineage: Eukaryota; Metazoa; Chordata; Actinopteri; Siluriformes; Pangasiidae
Gene: cax1
Product: cation/H+ exchanger protein 1
Exons: 20
Coding region: 1349-3628 (759 amino acids)
Biological process (GO): intracellular calcium ion homeostasis; calcium ion transmembrane transport
Cellular component (GO): membrane; endomembrane system
Molecular function (GO): calcium:proton antiporter activity
Source: RefSeq, a predicted model, not a curated record